This is a messenger RNA of Cyprinodon tularosa, 5989 nucleotides long. It is a transcript of the gene tspan9a, whose product is annotated as tetraspanin 9a. Lineage: Eukaryota; Metazoa; Chordata; Actinopteri; Cyprinodontiformes; Cyprinodontidae. Gene Ontology annotation, cellular component: membrane. The record is from RefSeq and is a predicted model, not a curated record.
AUGUUCAUUUUCCACCUUUGUUGUCUUUUCUAUCAGUUAUGUGGCUGUGGGCUGCUUGGCGUGGGCAUCUGGCUCUCUGUGUCACAGGGCAGCUUUGCCACCUUUUCGCCUUCAUUCCCCUCUCUCUCCGCUGCCAACAUGGUCAUCGCUGUUGGGGCAAUCGCUAUGGUGACGGGCUUUCUCGGUUGCCUGGGUGCUAUUAAGGAGAACAAGUGCCUGCUUCUAAGUUUUUUCAUCGUACUGCUGAUAAUUCUUCUGACAGAGCUGAUACUUCUUACCCUCUUCUUUGUGUACUCCGAUAAGGUGAGGGAGAAUGCUAAGCAGGACCUGAAGGAUGGGCUGGCCCUUUACAACUCAGAAAACAACAUAGGCCUUCGAAACGCAUGGAACAUCAUCCAGGCAGAGUGGAAGUGCUGCGGUGUUAUAGCGUACACAGACUGGCACGACGCCCUGAGGGAGAAAGUGGUUCCUGACCGCUGCUGCCAAGAGCAUUACCAAAACUGUGGCCGUAACUCCACCAACAUGUUCUGGAACGGGGGCUGCUUUGAGAAAGUGGAGGAAUGGCUGGAUGACAACAAGCUUCUACUGGGAACCAUAGGCAUGGUCAUCUUGGUGGUGCAGCUCCUGGGCAUGGCGUUCUCUAUGACGCUGUUCCACCACAUCCACAGAACAGGAAAGAAGUACGACGCCUAACCUCAAGCAGAUGCGCUCCUGCCUAAUGGGAUGAGACUGAUUUAAACAUCCAUGCUUUCCCUCUCACUUUACAAUGACUGUAAAGCAUUUUCGCCGCCCCCCCUUCCUUGGCCUGUACAGAUUUCAGCUGUGUUCCUGCACCUUUCCUGCUCUCUCUCUACCUAUCAUUCAUUUUGCCAAAGAGCAACACAACUGGAACUGAAGGGACACCUUCUUUUGGCAAGAAAGAAAACAACAUCUAUUAUGAAUGACAUUUGCUUUGUUUAUUUUUUGCUUUGACUAACAUUUUGCUGGAAGGAAAGUUGUUUUUUGAGACAAUGAAGACUGAACUAAUGCCCAUACAGCAUCUCCAAGGCAAAGAAAAACCCAUGAAAUGAAAACAGAGACUCCUCUCCUCCGUUCUGGAGGUUUUAUUAAUGUUUAGUGACACAAAAACCCCAUUUUCCCUUGUAAAUGGAUCAAUACCCAAUAUGGCAUGUUAGUUUUUUACUUCACUGGCUUACCUGUCUCUGAAAUUUAGUUUUUUAGGUUUUAGAUUUGUUUUUAUGAAAAUUAUCAGUGCCCCUGUGAUCUGCUCGUAUGCAUUUCGGGUUGUGAUCCAUGAUUUUUUUUAUUUUUUAUCUGAGCUGUAGGACUUUGGGAAAAAGGAAAUGUGUUGGAGUAGAAUCAUGUAAACAUGCAGAAUCUGCAGGGUUACAAACUUUAGUUCACAGCUCUGUCCAUGAACCCACAUUUCUGUGUUCAAGUUCCCCUUUGACGCAACAUUCAUAGUGUUAAACUGUCAUUUAUUAGUGCUCCACGAAACCUGUCGGUGUCUCAAGGGAUCCGGGUGAUAAAGUUGUUGUUUUUUUUAAAGAAUAGACUGUUUGUGUGUUUAGCUCUGUGUCUUUGUUUGAUCAUUCAGUCCAAAUUUCUGAAGGGGUAAAGAAAAAUAGGAUCAGAGAGAGAAAAGGCUAACAGCAGACAUGUUUUUUUCACUGCUCCAGCCAUCAAUUGUGCUGGCAGGAAGAACCUAGAGGCUUUCGCUUUAAGCUCUCAUCUAUUCAGUCUGCCUGAACUCAGCCAUGCCUCCAUUUUUCUGUUUGCACCCUGAUUCUCUUCCCACAUGUCAGGAAGCAAUGAGUUUGACAUUCCUGCUCAUUACAAUGUCACACCUUUGGUUUGCAGGUUCACAUAUUUCAUCUGAGCUUACUUUUCAUGCAGCCUAAAGAAUGGUGUGGGGAGGGCAUAUCAAAGUCAGACAGAUAGGUAUGGCAACAUGCCCUGUAGGACACGUUUGUUUAUGUCUGUUUACGCACUGAUGCACAGCAGGAAGCCCCGGCAUCAGUCUGCCUCCUGGAGACCAAAAAUACUCUUCAGCUGUUAGAAUCCCCCCCCACCACCACCUUUCCUGCACAAAAUUCCUUAAGUUAUAAAGAGAUGUGAAGAAUACCUUUAUUGGAAGGGGAUUGUUUCUGCUUCGACUGUGAGGCUUAGGAUAUUCAGUAUUUGUCACAUCUCUGCGGGUAAAUUGUUUUGACAUUUAAGAAGAUGGAACAGAAAAAAAAAUGAAGAGACAAGUUAUAAAAGCAAAAACUUAAGCACGCACCAAGAUUUACCGCUUUACUUUCAGCAUCAUUCUCAGUUUCCAAGGUAGAGUAAGGUUUUACAUUACAGUGUACCAACACGCCUGCACAAAGUGACAUAGGUCAGUGUUAAAUUAGCAAGUCGCUUUAUGCCGUUUGAUGAAACGGUCAGAGGUUGAAACUGGAGCAGAUCUGGCUGCUGAUUAAAGAGAUGAUCAGAUCUAAAAUCAGGAUAAAAAAAGAACCUGUUACUUUAAGACCAGGGGCCCAUCUGUGUCCCUUGGACCCUAAAAUGUUUUUAAAGAUUGCCAUUAAAAUUUUAGCAACGUAUUUUCUAUCUAUAUUUUCUAGCAAAGUCAUGAUUAUAAUUCCUAAUUCUUAGUCCUUUAGACAAUAUUUUUAUUUUUUUAUACAAAGUUUUCUUUUCUAUUUGAGGUUACUUAUCUUACUGUUCUAAUUUUCUAUACAAACCAACGCUGCUGCCUGCACAUUCCCUGACCUAUUACAACAAAAUCUUGUCUAAAUUAAAAAUAUAAAAUAAGCCUACAUUUGAUUAACUUCAGUUUAUUGGAGUCAUUAUAAUAUAUACAUAAAUGAACUGAAAUUUAAACAUAAAACUUCAGGGACACAGGAAGGUCAGUUUUAUAGGCUCAAUCCUUCUAUUUUGCUUUUCCCUUUUCAGUGUCUGAGGCACUGUCUUUGUGGUUUUCUGCUGCUGCAGCGCUUACCUUUUAUUGCAACACAUCAUUGUGUCUCCUAGUUAGUACCUUUGUUGGUUAAAUAAUCCACCCAUUUGUAUUGUUUGCAUUGCACACGCUUGCUAGGCAGAAUGAGGUCGAGACAGGAGCAUUGCUUGAUCUGUGGCAUUCUGUUUUCAUUUAAUUCACAGCAACCAUUCAGCUAAAGCCUGAGCAUACAGUGCAUAAAAGAAACUGGAUGCCUAUAGUGCAGCUGACUGAAUAAAUGACUUUAUAAUCCCCUCUAGCUCUCCCCCACAAACCUGCUAUUCACCUGUCGAAAAUGACUUUUUCUGGAAGCAAAGGGUUUGCAAAGGUCCUGCAUUCACUGCAUGUACCUCAAAAGCAGCCCUUGAUUAUAACCCAUUAGAGCCACAUGAGGCUCUGUGUCUGUAAUCUAAAUUUAGUCCAGAAAGGUGCAAAAAAGUUUUUUCUUUUCCCUUAAAGGUUUAUUUCUGAAAGAUUAUUCGGGGACAAAUGUAAUUACCAUACAUUUUCUAACCAAGCAGAUUAUUUACUUCAUACUGUAUCUUCUUGGGUUUUAACUGACAUGUUUUAAUUGGUUUUAUGGCUGCAUCAUUUUAACGACAGGUUAUUAGGAUCUACCAUGUGGCCCUUUUUAGCAACGCUUCUUAUUGUGUCCAUGGGGUUUAGCAAGACAGCCACUGCUGUACAGUGCAUGCACAAUUGGCUUCUACAGUACAGCUCCCCGCCACCCCACACCCACCCCCCACCCAGCUUGGCUGCCUCCACCCAACAGUGUUCUACCUUAUUUACCACCUCGCUCUGCAGACGCCUGACUCCACAUACAGACGCUGCAGAGAAACAGCUCAGCUCUUUGCAAAGUAGCACCUGUGGGGGUAACCUGUGCUGCUUUUCCUCACAUUAAAUAGAGAGGUCUUUAUAAACGGAUGAUACAGAAAACAAAAGGACCCGAAAUGCUGGAAAUAAGUCUCUAAAUCUGAUAACUCUUUUUUUGUCACAUGCUCUAAUACUAUGCCCAGAUUCUGUUUGUGAACUGUGUCUCAACCCAGCCACAAACAUUUGCUUUGUCUGCUUUUGUCAGAGUAAGGGUUCCCUUUGUGUUAGUUAAGAAGGCAGAGCCAAAUGACAUUUCAACAACAGCUGUCCAGUGAUGUUAUGUUGUUUGUUGGUCGUUGCUGUUUUAAUGUUUUUUUUUUUUACUGUUGCUUUUUUUUUGUAGUGUAGGCAGUUUCGUCUGCUUUUUAUAUCCGUGCGUGACAGACGGUCCGCUGAAUCUCAUUGUACGCAGAUGACACCAUUAAUUCUUCUUUUCUACAGGGGAUUAGUCUUGGCAGCGCUUCUGUACAAGGUGCAAAAAUGCCUUUUUUUGUCUUAAUUCUGAUGCAAUGGUAUACAUUCAGAGUGGAUGAAAAAUAUAUGAAAAAUACAUACAUAUAUAUAUAUAUAUGUAUAUAUAUAUAUGCGUGUGUGUUUUUAUGUAUAUAGAUAUUUGCUGAUUCUUGUCUUUAUAGAGUCUGCUUUUUUUAUAGUUCAGGAGUAAUUUUUGAAGUAGAAUCAGUCAACCACAAAACUGUUUGUGCAAAGUUGGGAGUAUAAAAAGUAUGAGUUUACUAAAUUAUUUAAAGUUGCACUGGAACUUAACAGCUCACCAUACUCUCCAAGCUGCUCCAAAGCCCAUUUUAUUGCAAAAGAUAACCUGCACUAGCAUCUUUAGACAACUGCAGGUAAUACCUUGCAAUACACUUGGUGAUGCCUGGAUGCAGCAGCCAUGAAGACCCAUUCCAUUAAGCUUUCUACUCAAAGUUACUGAGCUAAUCUAAGGGUCCCAUAGAGUUUGGAGAAAGUUAGUGACCUCUGCACAGUUUGCAGCAUCUAGCAAUCAGGCUCUGGGACUUUACACGGGCUACUGUACUUCUUUGUGGCUGUGUUGUUAUCCGCAAUUGCUUCCACUUUGCUAUUAUACCACUUACAAGACUAUUUUUUAAUAGAAAAAGGAUUCUCUACACCAGUGACCAUCAAAGUUGUUGGAAAACCUAAAUUCAGUUAUUCAAUUUGCAUGGGUUUAGCAAAUACUUUUGGUAAUAUAGCGUACUUGUGGGUAAGGUCCACAAAGAGACGCACUGUCUGCAUAUUUUAGUUCUACUUUGAAUAAAUUAUGAUGUGCAGUUAUAACCUGCAGUGUGUUUUUUUUUUUUUUUUAACUGCUCAUGUCAGGUCCGUUAUGUGUUUCUAAAGCGUCUUUGUGACACUGUGCCACGGAGCUCAUGUCGCUCUACUAUAUCAGCACAGGGUGUCAGCCCCAUGUGUAAACAGUACAUAAAUAUAUAUGCUUAUUUUACAACUGAUUCAAGUCAGUGUUGCUGGAACACAAAUGAAUAUAUGAACACUGACAGCUCAAUUUUCUAACAAACCAUGUGCUUUUAUGCUUAGUUAGACAUAUCUUUUUCUUGUACUUUAAAUGUCUGUUUUUUGUUUUGUUUUUAUUUGUUUGCUGUUUUCCCUUCACUUGCAGUGGCAAUUUUAUGUAAAUGUCUGUUUUUAUCUGUAAGCUUUUCAUGUCUUGUUUAACUGGAUUCUGAUCUUGUAGUUUAUUUCAUUUCAGAGGAAGCAUAAAAUAUUCUUUCUCAUCCGUCAGUAAGUCACAGAGAUGCCGGGGACAAAAUGCGUUGCAGCGAUCCGGGUUUGCGUGGCAGUGAGAGACUUUGAGCAGUUUCAUUUCAUUUGAAUCACUUUAUUUUUGCACCACCUUCGGCUCACUGUUUGUGUAAUUCUGCUCGCAAUGCGUCUUCUGAGCUGAAACUGAAUCUUUGAGCAGUGGAAAUGACGCUCUCCAGCAGAAGCAGCAUGUUUGAUGUUGAGUUCUCUGCUCGGCGGCAUGGACUGAUGCCUGCCAACAUCAUCCUGUGACUUCCUGCCACAAAGCUACACUAUCUGAGGUGGUGCACUCACCUGCUCUUUUCUCCAAAUCAACUAUUUUUUAAAUAAAAGAAAGUGUGUCACUAAAUCCAA